UCCCUAAAUCAAAAAUGGCAUCAAACUAUUGGAAUGCAAUUUGGACAAGAAGUUCGCUCUGGUGUCAAACAGUUGUCCUUAAUAAUCAACUUUCUGUUGUCAAUAAUUGCAACUUUCACAUUUGGUUACAUUGCAUCAAAGUAUGCUUUUCCUUCCGUUGCUGUGGGAGUGAUUAUUGGAGUUUUGUUGGCAUUUAUCGUAGCAAUUGCUGAAUUGUAUUUCAUGGCUAGAGUGGAGAUUUGA
Messenger RNA from Pocillopora verrucosa, 243 nucleotides. The record is from RefSeq and is a predicted model, not a curated record. Lineage: Eukaryota; Metazoa; Cnidaria; Anthozoa; Scleractinia; Pocilloporidae.